CCCAGCCAAGGGACCCAGAGCAGGAACCCUUCACUGGGUAGCUUCACUUCCCAAUUUGCUUCAACACCGCCAGAAUGACCUUCUCACCCUUACUCCACCCGAUUGUCCGAAUGGGAGACGCUCUGCUAGGGCAAUUUGCACGGAUGUUCGUGCUUCUACUGGGCUUUCUAGCGCCGAGUAUGUCCAAGAACAUCAGCUGGGAAUACAAUACCGAAGACGUAGGCCCCAUUGUGCCGGAAUGGGGUGGACCUUCAGCUUCCGAGAAGCGCAGCUCACGUCCAGCGGAAUUUGCAUAAGCCACAGCAACGUGCACACAUCGCAACUUAUGAGCUGGAUCAAAUGUUCUGUUAGCGUUAACAAAAAAAAGUAUACUUUCAUUACUGGUUGUUUAG
Phytophthora nicotianae INRA-310 is the source of this 392-nucleotide messenger RNA. RefSeq lists its product as hypothetical. The coding region runs from base 75 to 296 and encodes 73 amino acids. The transcript is spliced from 2 exons. NCBI's taxonomy places the organism in Eukaryota, Oomycota, Peronosporomycetes, Peronosporales, Peronosporaceae. The record is from RefSeq and is a predicted model, not a curated record.